Messenger RNA from Clonostachys rhizophaga, 1404 nucleotides. NCBI's taxonomy places the organism in Eukaryota, Fungi, Ascomycota, Sordariomycetes, Hypocreales, Bionectriaceae. The record is from the annotation of a GenBank genome assembly.
AUGCUUUCACCCGUCAAUUGUCUGAGGGCAAAGACUCGCAUCUCCAGUCCUAGAAAAUUCUCCACCGCUCGCCAGUGCCUCACACAGCUGAAGAUCAACUCUGAUCGGCUCCAGGAGACUCUCCACUACACCUGUCAAUGGGGAGCCGCCAAUCGAUAUGGAGAGAAGCCCACUGAGACCGGUAUGAGCCGUCUGGCGCUCUCAGACGAGGAUGCACAAGUCAGGCGCUGGUUCCGCCAGGAAACAGAACGCCUCGGCUGCAAAGUCACCAUUGACCAGAUGGGCAAUAUGUUCGCCCGGCGGCCAGGCGCCCUGCGCUCUUCUGCCCCAAUGACAGCUAUGGGGAGCCAUCUUGAUACUCAACCUCGAGGUGGGAGAUAUGAUGGUAUCCUGGGAGUGGUAGCCGCCGUCGAAGUUCUCCGAACAAUGGAAGAGAACGGAUACCAGACACAGUAUGAUGUCGGUAUCGUUAACUGGACAAAUGAGGAGGGAGCACGGUUCCCGAAAUCGAUGGUCUCCUCAGCCGUUUGGGCGGGAGAUAUUCCAAUUGAAAAAGCCUGGGCCCUCCAAGAUAUCUCCGAUCCCUCAGUUACAAUGAAGAGCGAACUGGAACGGCAUGGAUAUCUUGGGGAAGUAGCAUGUUCUUCUGAUCCGAUGAAUGGUUAUCCGUUGGGGGCACAUUUCGAACUGCACAUCGAGCAAGGCCCCAUAUUGGAGCAGACGGCGAGGAAAAUCGGCGUCGUGACUGGAACUCAGGGCUACCGUUGGUUUACUUUCACUCUUACAGGUCGGAAUGCCCACACAGGAACCACGCCCUUUGAAAUGAGGAGGGAUCCAUUGCUUGCCGCCUCGAAAAUGAUCGCCUCCUCAAACGCCAUUGCCAAGAAGUUUGGCGGCCUCGCUUCCACGGGGAUAUUGAAGAUGCCAAUCGACUCUUCUACAAACACAAUCCCAUCAGAGAUCAGCUUCUCGCUUGAUAUCCGACACUCCGACGAUCGCGUGGUUGCAGCGAUAGAACAACGUUGUUUGCAGUCGUUUCGAGAUAUCGCUCAAGAGGAUGGUUCUGGAGUUGAUAUCUCUUGGACUCUCGAUACAGACUCCCCUGCAGCCGUGUUUGACAAGCAGUGCAUCUCAGCUGUAGAACAAGCGGCAAGCUCUCUAGUCGGGCCAGAUGGCUGGCUUCACAUUGCGAGCGGAGCUGGCCACGACAGCGUGGGCACAAGCAAGCGAUGCCCGACCACGAUGAUAUUUGUCCCCUGCAAGGAUGGGGUUAGCCAUCAUCCUGAGGAGUAUUGCAGCCAAGACGACUGUGUCAUCGGAACACAAGUGCUCCUUGAUUCCAUCCUCAUCUACGAUGGAUUUAGGGAAGGUAGAUUUGAGGGACCAUCGAGGGUGUAUAUGUAG